This is a messenger RNA of Pelobates fuscus (common spadefoot toad), 1371 nucleotides long. It is a transcript of the gene SOX7, whose product is annotated as SRY-box transcription factor 7. Gene Ontology annotation, biological process: regulation of DNA-templated transcription; cell differentiation; anatomical structure morphogenesis. The record is from RefSeq and is a predicted model, not a curated record. Gene Ontology annotation, molecular function: RNA polymerase II cis-regulatory region sequence-specific DNA binding; DNA-binding transcription factor activity, RNA polymerase II-specific. NCBI's taxonomy places the organism in Eukaryota, Metazoa, Chordata, Amphibia, Anura, Pelobatidae. The transcript has 2 exons. The coding region runs from base 142 to 1242 and encodes 366 amino acids.
AGUGCCUCCUGUCUAAGGUCUCAAACAAGAGGAAGAAGAAGUCUAACAAGUCUGUUCUCAAACUCAGUGCAGACAGAGAACACCCUCACACCGAGCAGUGAAAGUCCUCACACACAGCCACCAGUGAAAGUGCUCAGACCAAUGUCUGCUCUGAUGGGCUCUUAUUCCACCUGGUCAGAAGGCUUGGACUGCUCCACCAUGGAUGGGGACCUCUCAGAUGGCCUGUCUCCUCACAGAGCUCCCCGGGAGAAGGGAUCUGAAACUCGGAUCAGGAGACCCAUGAAUGCCUUCAUGGUUUGGGCUAAGGAUGAGAGGAAGAGAUUGGCUGUGCAGAACCCAGACCUUCACAAUGCUGAGCUCAGCAAGAUGUUAGGGAAGUCCUGGAAAGCCCUGACUCCCACCCAGAAGAGGCCUUAUGUAGAGGAAGCGGAGAGGCUGAGAGUCCAACACAUGCAAGACUACCCCAACUAUAAGUACAGACCCCGCAGAAAGAAGCAGAUCAAACGCAUCUGUAAGAGGAUGGACACCGGCUUCCUGCUCAGCACCCUGUCCAGGGACCAGGACUCUCGCCCAGAGAGCAGGGGUGGCAGGGCAGGAGGGGACAUAGAGGACAGUCCUGGCUAUCACCCAGGGGUGGCCCUCACUGACAUCAGGGGCUACAGAGAGUCUCCGGGUAAUAGCACCAAACAUGAUCAAACAUAUCCUUAUGGGCUGCCCACCCCACCUGAGAUGUCCCCUCUGGAGGUUAUUGACCAAGAGCAGAGUUUCUACCCAUCAUCGUGUUCUGAAGAUCACCAUCCUCACCUCAGUGGAAACACUUCAUACCCCAAUGAAUACACAAGAAAUCCCAUUCUCUGCGGCCACCUCAACCAAAUAUCCCUUCCUCAAAAUGGGCCUUCAAUGAUCCCAACUGUAGCCAGUUGCCCCCCACCAUAUUUCAAUUCUACUUAUCACUCUAUGCACCACAACUACCAUGCCCACCUUGGCCAACUCUCUCCUCCACCUGAACACCCCCAGUACGACGCUAUAGAUCAAAUCAGCCAAGCAGAACUUCUGGGAGAUAUGGACAGAAAUGAGUUUGAUCAGUAUUUAAAUACCUCUCGACACGAAUCUGGUGAAAUGACAUUACAUGGGCACAUUCCGGUUUCACAUUCCCAAGACCUACAUCCUCCUGAGAACAGCCUUAUCUCUGUCCUGGCAGAUGCAACAGCAACAUACUACAACAGCUACAGUGUUUCCUAGGGACCUCCUGGAAGUGUGAAUACAAACAGUGUUACUGGUAUCUUCUCUACUAAGCUAUGGACAUUCACUGUAAGGUCUCAGGAUUGUCUGAGAAUUGUCUCACACAUUUUCUGAGUUUGUGAUGAUCUU